GUGUUCAUAAAGCUGAUGAGACGCAAUUUGCCACGUAGCAAGUAUCAAAAAGGAAUUAUCCAUCCUAUCAAGUAUUUGAGAGACUAUCUGGAGCGCGAUAUAAGACCAGAUGGUCGUCAGUUUCUACGAGUACGUCCUAUGAGUGUUAAUGUACGCUCCAUAACACAAGCGGACAGUUCCUCAAUUUUUAAAAUAGGAAACACAACAGUUGUCUGUGGAAUCAAAGCAGAACUGGCAGAACCAAAAGUUGAAACUCCAGAUUGUGGCUAUAUCAUUCCAAAUGUGGAACUACCUCCUCUGUGUUCUCCAAAAUUUCGGCCAGGACCACCAAGCGAUCAAGCUCAGAUUUCCUCAAAGAUAGUGGAAACAGUAUUUUUGAAUUCUGGAGUAUUAGAUCCAAGAAAUCUAUGCAUUUCAAAGAACAAACUGGUCUGGGUUCUUUAUUGUGAUUUAAUCUGUAUCGAUUACGACGGCUCUGUUAUGGAUGCUUGUGUUGGAGCUCUAAUGGCUGCUUUAAAAACCCUUACUCUUCCUGAAGUAGAGCACAAUCCUGAUACUGGUGCCAUCAUUGUUCAUCCAUCAAAACGAUUGAGUGUUCCCUUAAAAGGUGCUCCUGUGUGUACUACAUUUGCAUUAUUUGAAGACCAGUUAUUAAUUCCCGAUCCGACAGAAGAAGAAGAAAGUCUUGCAUUGGCAAGAUUAUCUCUAGUGAUCGAUGGAGAAGAACUAUGUGGUGUAUACAAAGCUGAUAUACCUUGUAUAGUGCUUUACUAUGUAGAACAUAUACAAUAUAAUAAAUAGUCUGUUAUAAUCAGUACACCUAAGUAGAAAGGAAUACAAGUAGAAUACUAUACUUGUAAGUUCUCCUUUAAAGGGACAGUACGAAAAGUAUUAUUUUUCAUAGGAGGGAUCCCAAUAUCCCAAGAAGUCCUUAUGAAGAGUCUCUCACAAUCAAAGAAACGGGCAGAACUCGUAAGGAAAUUAAUAGAUACAGCAAUAUCAUCAACUUGACCGUAAACGUUGAAUACGUACACAAAGUCUGUAGCAGAAACACCAACACUCACUCACGUAAGAUUAUAUCAAUCAUUUGUAUAAGAAUAAAGCUUAACCUUGUGGACAAAA
Molecule: messenger RNA, 1122 nt
Organism: Cephus cinctus (wheat stem sawfly)
Lineage: Eukaryota; Metazoa; Arthropoda; Insecta; Hymenoptera; Cephidae
Product: exosome complex component RRP43
Exons: 7
Coding region: 16-801 (261 amino acids)
Biological process (GO): nuclear mRNA surveillance; U4 snRNA 3'-end processing; U1 snRNA 3'-end processing
Cellular component (GO): cytoplasmic exosome (RNase complex); nuclear exosome (RNase complex)
Source: RefSeq, a predicted model, not a curated record